AUGACGAGUAUUGCCAAUCCAAAAUUAACAUCAUCCGUCCUUUCAACAAAUACAAAUAGCACUAAGAAUUCAUCAUCAUCAUCAUCAACAUCAAUCAAAAAAGAAGUCAAUAAUAAUACAUCACGAACAUCAAAUGGAAAUACUUCCAAAUCAACAAUAAUUAAUAAAAAAGAACCGAUUCAAAGUUCACCAAUAAAACGAAAAAGUCGAGUUUUAUCAAGUAGUGACGAAUCGGAUGACGACAACCAAUCAUUGGCUAAAAAAGUUGCUGCUAUAAAUGGCGAAACUUCAUCAACACCUGUUACAAUUAAAAAUGAACCUAAAACUGAAUUAACACCAACAAAAAAAGAUUCUUCAGAAACAUCUACAGUUAGAAAGGAAUCUACGACUCCAACUGUUAAAAAGGAAACAACAACACCUGUAAUUAAAAAAGAAUCAACAACACCUGUUAUUAAAAAAGAACCAAAAUCGGUCUCAUCAUCACCACCAAAACGUAAAAGUGCAACUGUCGAUACUGAUGAUGAUGAUAUUCCAUUGGCUAAAAAAGCUAAAAGUCAAACAGAAAGAAAAUCAGCAUCAUCAGUUGUUGUAAAACAAGAAAAAAAAUCAGAUGUGAAACCAUCAUCAUCAUCAUCAACUAAAAAAUCAUCAACAAAUAUAAAACAAGAAAAGGUUAUACCUAAAAAAGAAUCGAAACCUACAAUAAGUUUAUCACCCACGAAAGAAACAAGUGGAAAACGAAAGAAAAAAGAAGAAGAAGAAGAUGUUUGGAGAUGGUGGGAAGAAGAAAAAUAUACUGAUGGUCGUAAAUGGACAACACUGGAACAUAAAGGUCCAUUAUUUCCACCUCCGUAUGAAUCAUUACCAACGCAUUUUUCUUUUAUUUCUCUCUUAGGUACGGAAGUUAAAUUAAAAGAACCAGCUGAAGAAAUAAUGACAUUCUAUUCUCGUAUGCUUGAUCAUGAUUAUACAUCAAAAGAAGUAUUUAAUCAUAAUUUUAUGUCUGAUUGGCGUAAAUCAAUGACGCAAGCUGAACGUGAAUUAAUUAAAGAUAUACGUAAAUGUGAUUUUACACAAGUUGCUAAUUAUUUUAAAGAACAAAGUGAACAAAGAAAAGCUAUGAGUAAAGAAGAGAAAAAAAAAUUAAAAGAUGAAAAUGAAAAAUUACGUAAAGAAUAUGGUUAUUGUAUGUGGGAUAAACAUCGACAACCAGUUGGAAAUUAUAAAAUUGAACCACCAGGUUUAUUUCGUGGUCGUGGUGAACAUCCAAAAAUGGGUUGUGUUAAAAAACGUAUUCGACCAGAAGAUGUUAUUAUUAAUAUUGGUCGAGAAGCACAGAUACCUAAACCACCUGAAGGACAUCGAUGGAAAGAAGUUCGACAUGAUAAUAAAGUAUCAUGGCUUGUCAUGUGGACAGAAAAUAUCCGAGGAAAUAAUAAAUAUAUUAUGUUAAAUGCUUCAUCUCGUGUUAAGGGUGAACGUGAUUGGCAAAAAUAUGAAAAAGCACGUAAACUUCAUAGAGUUAUUGAUAAAAUACGCGAAAAUUAUCAAAUCGAUUGGAAAAGUAAAGAAAUGCGUAUACGUCAACGUGCUGUUGCACUUUAUUUUAUUGAUAAACUCGCACUCCGUGUUGGUAAUGAAAAAGAUGAAGAUGAAGCUGAUACCGUUGGUUGUUGUUCAUUACGUGUUGAACACAUUAAAUUAUACGAUAAAAUCGAAGGCAUUGGUGAAAAUAUAGUUGAAUUUGAUUUUCUUGGUAAAGAUAGUAUUAGAUACACAAAUAAAGUCAGUGUUGAAUCACGUGUAUAUAAAAAUUUAAAAUUAUUUAUGGAAAAUAAAGAAGCCGAAGAUGAAUUAUUCGAUCGUCUUACGACAACAAGUCUUAAUCAAUAUUUAAGUGAAUUAAUGGAAGGUCUUACUGCUAAAGUUUUUCGAACAUAUAAUGCAUCAAAAACACUUCAAGAUCAAUUAGAUUUACUUACAGAUCCAAAAGCAAAUAUACCAGAAAAAGUUCUUGCUUAUAAUCGUGCUAAUCGUCAAGUUGCAUUACUUUGUAAUCAUCAACGUUCAGUACCAAAAACAUUUGAAAAAAGCAUGGGAACACUUAAAGCUAAAAUUGAUGCAAAAAAAUCUGAAGUUGAUGAACAAAAAGCAGAACUUAAACGAGCCAAAGCUGACUAUAAAAGUUCGAAAAGUCAAACAAAUCAGAAAAAAAUGGAACAAAUUGAAAAGAAAUUACAACGUACAGAAGAAGCAUUAAAAAAACUUGAAGUACAAGCACUUGAUCGUGAAGAAAAUAAAGAUAUUGCACUUGGUACAUCGAAACUUAAUUAUCUUGAUCCACGUAUUAGUGUAGCAUGGUGUAAAAAAUGGAGUGUACCAAUUGAAAAAAUUUAUUCAAAAACUCAACGUGACAAAUUUCGUUGGGCUAUUGAUAUGGCAACACCUGAUUAUCACUUUUAUAAUUAUAAAGGUGAAAUUGUUCUACGUAAUGUUGAUGAAACAAAUAAUAAUGGUGAAGAUGAUGAUGAAGAUGAUGAACAAAAUUCGGAUGAUGAGUGA
This is a messenger RNA of Rotaria sp. Silwood2, 2562 nucleotides long. The record is from the annotation of a GenBank genome assembly. Lineage: Eukaryota; Metazoa; Rotifera; Eurotatoria; Philodinida; Philodinidae.